CUGCGUUCCCGACUCGGCGCGCGAGUGUGGGGGAGCCGGUGUGCCCGGCCCCCGGGCUCGGUGCGCGUUUGGGGGAGUCGGUGCCCGGCCCCCGGGCGAAGCCGCAGGUUAUUUUUACCCGGUGGCAUUUGCAGAAUGCGCAGCUGAUUUGCCAUCCUGAGCCAGGAAGUUUUUUUUCCCCCGUUUUCUUUUCAUUUUCUUUCCUCUCUUCGAAUCCGCUGCCGCGGCCGGGCGAGGCUCAGGCAGCGCCGGGCAGGGGGCGCACAGAGGGGCGCUAUAGGGGGCAAAGAGACUUCACCAAGUGAAGGGAACUCAUCAGACUCACGCUGUGUCCAUCAAGGACCUCCGGGAAAAAAGCUCCUGAUUCCCAUCCCGGCUGUGUAGGUUGGAAUGGACUUCGAGCCCAGUGACUUGUGGAUGCAAGGAUGAAGUGACUUUACAGCUACAAAAAAGGCAAGAAACCAGGCCUUGAAAUCUCCGAAAGGUAGGAGAGACAUCCAGGCUGCAAUGGCUGAAAGAAGUAUAUGCACUGACGCAACCUCAGGAAAAUCCAAGAUGGCUGCCAAGCGCAAAGGCGGCCUGAAGCUAAAUGCAAUCUGUGCCAAGCUCAGCCGCCAGGUGGUCUUCGAUCAUGGGGGAUCGGAACAGGUGCGGUUGGACAAGGGUCCCCAGAGGGAAAGCGGCAACAAGGAACCGCCCCAGCCUGAGACCAAGGAGCUGGGGGCCAAGUUUUCUGAUGGACUUAACCGUGUUCAGAAGAUAGAGGAGGACAAGCGGAGGGAGGUGAUUGAGAAGUGGGUGAACGGGGAGUAUAAUGACGAGACCUUGCUGGGCCGAGCAGAGGGCAAGGAAUGUAAGGCCACCGAGAGCGUGGAGGUGCCCCCCGAAGGGGUUUACAUGGUACAGCCCAAGGGCUGCAGCGAUGAAGAAGAUAAUGGGGACGAUGCAGACGGCAGCUUCCCGGACGACAGGGAUUCGGAUGGGCCUGCCUCCAAGGAUGAAAGUUACCGACCUUCCAGCGGCCAGACGGGCUCCAAGCUGGCUGGAGGAGCUGCCUCAGGGGAAGCUUCAUCCCUGCGCGAUUAUGCCGCCACCACCAUGAACGAGUUCCUGGGCAUGUUUGGCUACAACGACCAGAACAUGCGGGAUGAGCUGACCCGCAAGAUCAGCUUCGACAAGCUGAACGCUGCUACCUCAGAGGCCUCCUCUGCCACUGCCUCUCUCCCUGGUGAGGACGCCAUGAGCAAGCGAGCCCGCUUCUCCAAAUACGAGGAGUAUAUCCGCAAGCUCAAGGCCGGCGAGCAGCUCUCCUGGCCCAUCCACCCGGCCAAGUCUGAGGACCUGAGCUCCAAGCUGGGCAAGGAAGCUUCAUCAGUGCUGACGCAGCCCAUCCGAGCACUGCCGGGGCCUGAUGCCACCCUGCUAACAGAGACCAAAGCCACCAUACUGCCCUUGCCCUCUCCGAGCAGCUCCCAGAUGCAAGGCCUGAUGUCGCGGGCCUCCAAGUAUGACUUCUUCAUCCAGAAGCUGAAGACGGGUGAGAGCAUCAGGCCGCAGAAUGGUAACACCUACAAGAAGACCUCCAAGUAUGACCUGGAGAACGUGAAAUACUUGCAUCUCUUUAAGCCUGGCGAGGGCAGCCCAGAUAUGGGAGGGGCCAUUGCCUUUAAGACAGGCAAGGUGGGCCGACCUUCCAAGUACGAUGUGAGGAACAUCCAGAAGCUCACUCCAGUCAAGGCUCCAACACCCAGCCUGGCCCCCAACCCUCUCGCCAGUACCCCCAGCAGUGCUCCAGUGGCUGGGCCCGAGCAGCCCGUCUCCUUGCCGUUCAACACCCCUGAGUACCUGAAGUCGACCUUCUCCAAGACGGACUCCAUCACGACCGGGACCGUCUCUACGGUCAAGAACGGAUUACCCACUGACAAACCAGCUGUCACCGAAGAUGUAAAUAUUUACCAGAAAUAUAUUGCCAGGUUCUCUGGGAGUCAGCACUGCGGACACAUACACUGUGCAUACCAGUACCGGGAACAUUACCACUGCCUCGAUCCGGAGUGCAACUAUCAGAGAUUCACUAGUAAACAGGAUGUGAUUCGGCAUUACAACAUGCACAAGAAACGUGAUAACUCCCUCCAGCACGGCUUCAUGCGCUUCAGCCCCUUGGAUGACUGCAGCGUGUACUACCAUGGCUGUCACCUGAAUGGGAAAAGCACACACUACCACUGCAUGCAGGUGGGCUGUAACAAGGUCUAUACCAGCACCUCUGAUGUGAUGACCCACGAAAACUUCCACAAGAAGAACACGCAGCUGAUCAACGAUGGGUUCCAGCGGUUCCGAGCCACAGAAGACUGUGGCACUGUGGACUGUCAGUUCUAUGGGCAGAAAACCACUCACUUCCACUGCAGGCGACCCGGGUGUACGUUCACUUUCAAGAACAAGUGCGACAUCGAGAAGCACAAGAGCUACCACAUCAAGGACGACGCCUACGCCAAGGACGGCUUCAAGAAGUUCUACAAGUAUGAGGAGUGCAAGUACGAGGGCUGCGUCUAUAGCAAGGCCACCAACCACUUCCAUUGUAUUCGGGCAGGCUGUGGCUUCACCUUUACCUCCACCAGCCAGAUGACCUCCCACAAGCGCAAGCACGAACGCCGGCACAUCCGCAGCUCGGGGGUGUUGGGCCUCCCCACCUCCCUCUUGGGAGCCAAGGAUAACGAGCAGGAGGAGUCCAGCAACGAUGACCUCAUUGACUUCUCCGCCAUGAGCUCUAAGAACUCCAGCCUGAGUGCCUCCCCUACCAGUCAGCAGUCUUCCGUCUCCCUGAUCAUCCCGGCUGCGCCUUCUUCCGCUGCUGAGCUUGCCUCCUCUCAGGCCUGCAAGCCCACCAACAGCAUGCCACCGGCCACCAAGAUCUCCGGCCUGCUCUCCCAGGCCCUCCCCAGCAAUAUACCUUUGGCCCUGGCACUCGCCAACUCAGCACUUCCCGGAACGGCCAGCUCCUACUUCCCCAUCAUCCCCAGCCGGGUCUCCACGCCACAUCCCGCCAGCUCAGCCAAUCUAAUGACUGCUGGUUCCUCCAGCACCAAUCCAACAUCCUCUACUGCUGCCAAUUCCCCCUCCCAAGCCGUCUCAGGGUCCAGUGAGCCGACAGCCACCUCUUCCCCAGGUCCAGCAGCAUCCAUUAUGGAGAGGAUCUCCGCCAGCAAAGGAUUGAUCUCACCCAUGAUGGCCAGGCUGGCAGCGGCGGCCCUCAAGCCAUCCAUGGUGCUUGAAGCAGGGAACGGGCAACUGAUGACUCCCGGCCGGUUCAAUCCAGUUCAAAUGAAGCAGGAGCCCGUGGAGAGUGUGGUAUCCUCAUCCCCGGCAACCCAGGUUUCCUUGCAGGAGCACAGCCUGGACCUGAGCGUGAAAGAUCAUGGUAAUGAAUCAAAUGGCCACACAGUCUCAGCAAAUUCAUCUCUUUUAUCCUCGCUUAUGAAUAAGAUGAACCAGGCCAAUGCCAGCCUUGGCAGCCUGCCAAGCUUGAAGACAGAAGGAGAUGGCAACCAGGCAGGGGCUGGUGAGCCAACACAAUACCUGGGCAAAGCAGUGAAGGCGCUUGUUCAGGAGAAACUCUCUGAGCCCUGGAAGAUGUACUUGCGCAGGUUUGGUACCAAGGAUUUCUGUGAUGCCCACUGCGACUUCCUCCAUAAAGUGCAUUUCCACUGCGUGGUGGAGGAAUGUGGUGCCCUCUUCAGCACCUUGGAUGGGGCCAUCAAACAUGCCAAUUUUCACUUCCGAACAGAGGGUGGAGCUGUGAAAGGAAACUCUGAGUCUCCCUUCCCAAGUGCUGCAGAGACCAAGACUUCCUUGGCCCCCUCAUCGCCAUCCACUACUUCCAUCACUAUGGCAAGCGCUCCCACCCUGGAUGUGCCCACUCCGAGCCCAGCGACUGUGCCCUCUGCCCCCACAUUGCUAGCUUGGAAGCAGCUGGCUUCCACCAUACCCCAGAUGCCUCAGAUCCCAGCACUGGUGCCUAACCUGGCAACUUCACCCUUGGCAACAACUUCCCUAGAGAACGCCAAGCCUCAGGUCAAACCCGGAUUCCUUCAGUUCCAGGAGAAUGACCCCUGUCUGGCGACGGACUGCAAGUAUGCCAACAAGUUCCACUUCCAUUGUCUGUUCGGGAACUGCAAGUACGUGUGCAAAACCUCUGGCAAAGCAGAGUCGCACUGCCUGGACCACAUCAACCCCAACAACAACCUGGUGAAUGUGCGAGACCAGUUUGCUUACUACUCGCUGCAGUGUCUCUGUCCAAACCAGCACUGUGAAUUCAGGAUGCGGGGACAUUACCAUUGUCUUCGGCCUGGCUGCUACUUUGUGACCAACAUCACCACCAAACUGCCCUGGCAUGUGAAGAAACAUGAGAAGGCAGAGCGAAGAGCAGCCAAUGGUUUCAAGUACUUCACCAAACGGGAAGAGUGCGGCAGGCUAGGUUGCAAGUAUAACCAGGUGAACAGCCAUUUCCACUGCAUUCGAGAGGGCUGCCAGUUUUCCUUCCUGCUCAAGCACCAAAUGACAUCCCAUGCCAGGAAGCACAUGAGGAGGAUGCUGGGGAAAAACUUUGACCGAGUUCCCACGCAGGUUAUUGGCCACACUUCAAGAAAUGAAAAUCUCCCCCAUGUUGGCAGCAUGGCACCCAGCCCAGCUUCAUCAGGAACCCCAGCUUCCUUUCAGGGACCCCAAAGCAUGAUGGACACUGAAACAGAUGAGUACAUGGAUUACACUGGCUGUAGCCCUGGAGGCAUCUCCUCUGAAUCCUCCAAUAUGGACCGCAGCUGCUCCAGCACUCCAGUGGGCAACGAAAGCACAUCAGCAGGCUGCCUGGUUCCUCCUCCUCCUCCUACUGCUGCCGCUGCCGAUGACGCUACCCACAAUGCACCACAACCUCCACCGCCUCCUCUGCCUCCAUCUUUCUCACAAGCCUUGCUCAGGUCUCCUCUCCCCUCCCUCCCCUACCUCUUCUCUCCAUCUUGUCUCUCAUACUCUCUGCUCAGUGCCACUCUUGGAUCCAGCAGGGGCAUUGUCAUGCCUGCCACCAGCACACCUGCUUUCUCGCCCAUCAUUGCCACUCCAACUCCAGUAAAAAGUGACGUUCCCCUAGUUCAGGAUGCAGCAGGGAAUACCAUCACCAUGCCAACUGCCUCGGGGGCCAAAAAGCGCUUCUGGAUCAUCGAGGAUAUGUCUCCAUUUGGCAAGCGCCGCAAGACAGCCUCCUCGCGCAAGAUGCUGGAUGAGGGGAUGAUGCUGGAGGGUUUCCGGCGCUACGAUCUCUAUGAGGACUGCAAGGACACCAACUGCCAGUUCUCCCUCAAGGUCACCCACUACCACUGCACCCGGGAGAACUGUGGCUACAAGUUCUGCGGCCGCACCCACAUGUACAAGCACGCCCAGCACCACGACCGCGUCGACAACCUGGUGCUGGAUGACUUCAAGCGCUUCAAGUCCUCAUUGAGCUGCAACUUCCCCGACUGCCAGUUCUCUGGCAACAGCACGCACUUCCACUGCCUGCGCUGUGGCUUCCGCUGCACCGACAGCACCAAGGUGACCGCCCACCGCAAGCACCAUGGCAAGCAGGACGUCAUCAGUGCUGCCGGCUUCUGCCAGUUCAGCUCCAGUGUGGACUGCGAGGUGCCCGACUGCAAGUACAAACUCAAGUGCUCCCACUUCCACUGCACCUACCCCGGCUGCAAACACACUGUGGUGGGCAUGUCACAGAUGGACUCACACAAGCGUAAGCAUGAGAAACAGGAGCGGGGGGAGCUGCCAGCCAUCUCUCCUGGCCCCGAGGGCCUCCAUCACUCCACCCUGGAGUACGACGUCCAGAACUCUUCCGUCAACCUGGACAGCUCCCUCAACCUCAGCACUGAUGCCAACAGCUCCCUCUUCUUCCUGCAGAACGCAGCUGGCGUGGGCCUCAAUGACUCCUUGGACCUCAGCAAGAAGCUACCGGAGGCUGCUGCUGGCCCAUCACCCAGCAGAGCAGGGACAAGCCCUCAUGAGAGUGGGGUGAUGGUAUCCAACUCCGGCGAUGUGGAGGAUGAAGACGACUCAUCCCAAGAUGAGGACGAGGAGGAGGAGGAGAUAAACGAGGAAGAGGAUGACGACGAUGAGGAUGACGAUGAUGACGACGACGACGAAGACGAGGAGGAAGACCUGAAUACAGACUCUGAAGAGUCACUCCCCGACCCUGAAGGCUUGGCCACUAAAGAGGAUGGGGAAACAGGGGAGGCCUCUACUUCCAUAGACCACGGCGAUGCUUCCAGGCCUCUGGGCGAGCCAAACCCAGACCUCACGUCAGCCCCCACCCCUGCUCUGGACCCCACCCUUGCCCUGACCCCAACCCACACCCUCGCACCGGCAGCUUCUCCUUAACCUUAGAGACAGCAGCAGGUUUGGUUUUGCUCUUAAAUGAAAUUACUAAGAGGACCCCUUAUGAGGAGAGAACAAAGCACCGUGACGGUAAGCGACAAAACGAACUCAACACCGCACGCACGAGGCCCCACGGGCCAGACAUGGUCGCAUGGGGCCAGCGCACCAUCACUUCAUUCUGCGAUGACAGAAGAUAGGGCAGGACGCAGAGACAUAAAACCCUUCUAGAUGAACACUAGCUCUGAGGGUGACAUCUGCUCUCCUUUCCUCCCCUCAUUGUGGGGCGUGUGCCCAGUCUCGGGACCCCUUCUUUUGGGGUGGGCUUUUCCCCCUUCUUUUAUUUCUGGAUUUUAUUUUUCCAUGUUUUUAGUUGUAUGAUACUAAUAAUAAUCUCCACUCCUCGGAAGGGGGGUGCGGGGAUGACAGGUGAUGAAUUUUAGAAUUAUGUGGGUUUUUUUAAGUGCGUGUAAGGAACUGGUGGCACAAAGGCAACUAGCUAAGCCUUUACCGGGGGGGGGGCGGGGGGGGAGUGUCUUUUUCUUUUUUCCAGCAUUAAAUAAAUGGGAGAGACUGAUGCACCAGACAGCAAGGGUGGGAGGGGGUAUUUAUUGUCUUACAAACGAGGAAGCAUUAAUGAAUCAGCGGGGCUGGGAAUGGAACACUUCUCUGUUCUUCCAGAUCCUCUUUAUUAUUAUUAAUAAUAAUAAUUUUUUAAAUGCUAUUUAUAUUGUUAAGCUUCCCUUUGUCUAGAACUGUCGGAACAGCUGUAGGUCACCUCCCCCAGCUCCUGCUGAUCUCCUGGUAGUGAUCUAGCUGCAGUCAUAGGAGGGAAGGUCGCCAUCGCCAUAUGGUGGUUAAAGGGUCUGUCACUCACACUGGAGGACUGGGGUUUAACCCCUGCUCCCAUCCCCAGGUGCUACCCCUCUUUCUCUAGGUUUAGGCUCUUUCUUUUUGGUGCUUCAGAGACAGCACCCCUUUCUCAGGCAGGCUGUGAAUGGAGGCAGGUGCAGAAGGAGAGAUUAGCAUCCUUUGCCUUGGUGCAGCUGGAGGGAAAGAGCAAUGCCACCCCAGCAAUGCCUUGCUAAAUGCUACUUGCCCUCUGACGCAGGGCGAUUGAUUUUUUUAAAUGAUGAGCAAGCAGAGUAUCCUCAGUGUUUUCCUCCUCAAGGUGAGGGUGGGCAAGUAGAUUCUGUGCAAAGGCUAAUGAAUUUCCCGAAGGGAAGAGAGAGCAAAACCAUCACCCACACAGAAAGGGUGGGGGAUUAAGGCAGACGCUGGGCUGGCAGUGGAACGACUUGGCUCUCUCCUCAGAUGCUGGAUGGAGAGCUAUUGAUUGCUCAGGUCCUGCACCCGACUACCUUUGGCUCCUGUGGCAUGGCAAGCAGUGGAACUUGGGAGCAGUCCUACAUGCAGUGCAGCAGGGUGUCGAGCCUCCUCCACCUGAGCGAAUCGCACCAAGGCCGGCAGCACAGCAGGCAUGGGGCAGCAUAGUGCAGGACGCAGUGCCUGUAGGCAGCACCAUGGUAGCUGGAUGGGCCUACAGCACUCAAAUGGUUACAAGCGCUCCCGCUGUUCUCUUUCCCCAACCCCGCCAAUAAAGGGUUUACACACACACACACACUACAGGAGACUAUCCAGCAUUCUCAUAGAUGACAGUUGCUGUUUGACCCCCCAAGUCCUGAGACAGAGAGCUUGUCUAUACAUGUGCACUGGCCCCAAAAGGACUAAAGGUGUGAAUUAAGCUUGAUGCAGUGAUUUUGGUGCCAGUGUGUAGACCAGCUGGGCAUUUCGCUCCCUUGUGUCUAAGACUUGGCCCUUGUUUAUUUUGUUCUGUUUUAAUUAUUUUUUCUAAUAACAAACCCCCUAAGCCCAAGGAAUCCCUGUCAUUCAUUUCUACCCUACACAGAAAGAGGCCUCAAGCAGUUUGGGUUGUUUUCUUAUUAUUUCCCUAAGGAGCCAGCAUGGAGCUGGGUCCGAACGAUAGACAAGCUCCUCAGCUGUUUAAAUGCAGGGAGAUGUUUGGAUAAUUCUUAAAAAGGAAAGGGGGGGGAGGAGAGAAAAAGGAAAAAAAGUAACAAAAAAAAUUGUACAGUAUUUUUCCUUUAAAGGUUAUUCUAUAUAGAACAAAGAGAAACAACGCCUGCUAGAGGGACCUGGGCCUGCCUUCUGGAUAGCCCUUAGAGUCUAGAUUUGGUUACUUGUGUGCAAUUUUUUUCUCUCUUUCAGGGUUUGGGUUUUUUUAAGCAUUUAUUGGUAGUGGGCAGCAGAGGGGGGAGGGGCCUUAACCCCAUGGUUUGAGGCUGUCUUCAUACUCCUAGCACUGACUGGAGCUGCACGAUUCCGAAUUUUAACUUGAAUUUUGUAGAGAUGAAACAAACAAAUGGCUGUUGUGAAAAGAAGUUUGUAGUUUAAUUUAAUAUGGUGGGGGGUGGGGGUUUGCUAGCAGUUAUUUGUGUGGCUUUUAUUUUUCAUAUGGUUUUAUUUUUGUUACUCUCCUUCGCACCCCCCCCUUCUUGUUUUCUAGUACAGCCCUCCCCUGCCGUUACCAAUAUAAGGAAGCUAGCUUCCUCAGUGGGUACAGAGAGGGACUUGGGGCAUGUUGUCCCAGAGGCAGGAUGGGUUAGAUUGGCUGUACUUAGAGCAUUUAGCGGCAGGUUUUAUACUGUGUUGCCCUUGUUCAAGCACUUACCUACUAGCGUGAUGGGUGCUAUAGAAAACCCUCUAGUCCUAACAUGGCUCCAAACCUGCAGAUACGCACAGCAGUGCUUAAUUUGCACCAUUGAAGUCAACAAAGUUUUGCCAUUUACUUCAAUGGAACUACUCCCAAGCUUAGACCUCCCUACAGUCAGAAGGGUGUUCAGGACUGGGAGCCACGGGAAGGGGUAAGAUCAUGGAGAUGGAGAGCUCCCUGUAGCUAGUGGUUGCUAUGCAGGACGAACAUGGCCAAGCCCUGUUUGAAAUCCGCUCCACGGGGACCUCUGCUUGCUGCUAUAAAUCAGCUAGGAGCCUGCCUCUUCAAUCUCACUAGCCUCCACUGACUGAAUCCUAUACCUAGUGGGGUUCAGGAAGUGGGCGGGCGUAAGCGGCUGGGUAGGGCAGGGGUGUGAGAAGACAACCACCACUCCCUCCCCCACCAUCAACCCCACAGUGCCUCAAGCAGAAGCUGCAUUUAUGACUCAUUGCUGUCUCUCACCCCCCCCCCCAUCCAUCUCUGACCCAUACAUCAAACCCUCUUCCCACCAAGCCUCCACCCACCUUAGAUAGUUCUUAUUUUCAGGAGCUGGCACUGGGAAAGGACAGGCUGGUACCAGACUCAGCCUGCCGAACAAGGGCCUGAUCUGACAACGCGCUGAACCCUCCCCUCCCCGCCCCCCAGCGAGUGCCCACCACCUCACGAUGGGGCCUCAGGUUGACCUGCACUGCCUGUCCCUGAUUGCAUUUCCUUUUAUUUCUUUCUUUACAACUGAAAAAUCAAGAUGGGUUAAAACCAACAAGUCUCUUUUUUGCCACAUAAAGACCCUGAUUCAGCAAAGCCUUUAAGCAUAGGCUUAAAUUGCGUGGUUUUUUAAAUGAGAGGUAAACAUAUCCUUAGGGGAGUUGCUGAACAGGGAUGGAUUUAAGUGCGUUCCUGAACUCAGGCCAUGUACAGGACUCCAGUUCAGCAAGCUGUGUAUGACUUUAAGCACUGGAGUCAGUGGGGCUGCUCAUAUGAUGAAAUUUAGGCGUGUGUUUAAAGUAGCUUGCUGACCUGAGGACCAGGGAAUUCAACUGACUGACUUAGGAGCGGGAGAGACGAGACCGAAUUAGUCUGUUCAAAACAAACAAACCCAAAAGCCCUUGAGACAAACCCUCCCAAUUCUGCCACCAUUCACUGCUGAAGAGAGAAAAAAAAACCAACUAGGCCGUUAUAGACACAUACUCAACUGGAUUAAUGUUUGUGUAGAAAGAAUUUUGUUUAAAAAAAAAAAAGUUUAAAAUAAACUUUUUUUCAAUGUAGCAAAAAAACAAAA
Messenger RNA from Chrysemys picta bellii (western painted turtle), 10415 nucleotides. Lineage: Eukaryota; Metazoa; Chordata; Testudines; Emydidae. The record is from RefSeq and is a predicted model, not a curated record.